Messenger RNA from Seminavis robusta, 1518 nucleotides. Lineage: Eukaryota; Bacillariophyta; Bacillariophyceae; Naviculales; Naviculaceae. The record is from the annotation of a GenBank genome assembly.
AUGACGAAUUUGAAGUCUGAUUUCCAUCGAAUCUUGAAGAAACGAUUUCAAUCUGCCCCACGCUUUGGAUACUCUAGCACAUUUUCGGACUUGUUCUCUCAAGACAAUGAUGUCUCAAUGAACUAUGUCAAAGGGCUCUUGGCAGCUGGCCUGCUCAUACUCAUUAUAUUCCUCUGCUGGGUGCUACUGCUGCUGGUCUUCAAGUGUUUGGGGAGAAGGAAGGUGGGAUUCCUAAGCGGUGCUCCCUUUCAAGCUGUGAUCAGUAGUGGCGACGCUCCCUCGGUGAAUCCAUGGAUUGCCAGAGGUCGAUUUACUGUGGCAUUUUCUUGUGUUGCCAUGGUCGCUUUUGCUGUACUAUUGGCCACAGCUGGUAUUGGAAACAUAGAUACUACCACCACCACCAUUGGAGACGGUGCCACGUUGGGAUAUGAUUACUUUUCAACUGCCCAGCUCCGGCUGCGUCUUGUGGAAGAAGACAUUGUGGUCGCCAAAUCCGUUAGAGACGAAGCUGUCAUAGAAUUCAAGGAAUUCUAUACUUCCUUGAGAGAUGCAGGAGAAGCCUAUGGUACUGGAGAUGUGGAAGAAGCUAUCAGGAUUGUUAUUGAGGGUGCAGAUGAGCUGCAUGAUUUCAUUGGAUCAGAAUUCCGGUCCAUUUAUGGGAGCCUAGGAGAUGGACAGCAAACAUGUCUCAAUGUGAAAGAAACUACAGAUGAGAUUGAUCUUCGUGUGUUACAGUGGGUAGUUGGAGUGAUCUUCGCAUUCAUUCCUGCAGUACUUUAUGGAUGUUUUUGGUGGAUGAUGUAUCAACCUACCAGUGAACGCAAUGCAAAAGUGGAGGUUUGCACAACAUGGUUUGCCUUGCCUCUCGUUUCAUUGCUGGUGGUUCUGUCAAUUAUCGCUUGCAGUGCAAUCUGCGUAGCGGGACUCAUGAAUUCUGAUUUCUGCUCCGGUGGUGAAGACCAAACUCCAGACUCUACCAUCAUUAGAAUUAUGAUAGAGCAAGGAUCCGAUCCUGAUAGUUUUGAGUUUCGAGCCAUCGAAUACUUAGUCAGUGAAUGUGACUUUGGGCGGUUGGUCAGAGGGACACCACUGGAGAAUGUUGAGGACCUGGAGAGUAGAAUCGACUCCACCCUGAUUGACAUUGAAUCUGUGCUUGAAGAAAUUGCUGUCAUCGAUACUGAACAACUAUCACAGCAGAUUGGAUACAAUGUAUCAGCCGUGCAGGUGCAGCUAUUGCGACUGCGAGAACCGCUUGAAGAGCUACAAGGGCACAUCUUGGAGUUCAUACACAGUUUGGCUUGCCGGCCUCUCUAUGCUGCUUACUAUACUGUGGCGCAUCAGGCAACCUGUACUGAAUCAUACACUGGGUUAUUUUGGGCGUUCAUGUCUCUCCUUUGGAUAAAUCUGUUUGAUUUGGAACUCGAAACAAGAAAGCAAGAUGCCCUUGUCGAAGCGGGCACUGGCCGAGAAGAAAACAACGAAGUGGUGUUGAAACCAAGCAGUGAAGAGGAAUGCUGA